GCCAAAUAGAUCAGCGAACGGAUCGCAGCGGUAUAUUUGUUGCAUGCAUCCUCAAAAACGGAGAAAUGCGCGUGGAUCUCGCUUUGGUCAAGGAGGAAAUGGAAGUGGAUGAGGUCAAGUUGCAGCCGCAGGACGAUUUGCAGGACAGUGCCAUCGACAUUCUAAGCGCAUGUGAUACGUUGAAAAUCCUUGAAGAAGGUUCCAACAUGAUAACCUUGCCGGUCAGGGACCGCCCGGAAUCGGAGGACGAGCGCAGAUUCAUCGCCAGCCUCGGACUCGAUCCGCAACAGGUCUCUUUGGAGGAGAACAAAACGCCAAAAAAGUGCCACAUUUGUCACUACGUGCUUGAAAAUCAAUUUGAGAUCUCGGGCCACCAAGUCAAUCAUGAAAUGAACCGGCAUUUCUGUCGCCUGGGAUGUGGCAUUUGGCUGGACACCCUAGAGCAAAUCCUCGAGCACGAAUAUCGCCAGCACUCACAGCCAGGACAUGUUUUCUGCUGUAGGGUCUGUGAUUACUUGGCCAGGGACGCGGAUUGUCUGGCCAGCCAUAUGCAAAGGCACAUUUAUGUGUAUCGUUUUGUUUGUGCCAUUUGUCGUCGUCACUUUGAGUCCUACCAGAGCCUUAAUCAGCAUUGGAAGGACGACCAGUACGUCUGCGGGCAGGUGCAGUACAUGGCGGGAUUAGCCUACAAGGCAGAGCUAGUGGCAGUCAGUACACCAGUUUCUGCAGAGUCGCUGUGCGAUGUACAAAUCAAAGGGGAGUCGCUCAGUUCCGAGGACGGAGUACGAAAGCUAUUUGAAAAGAAUCCUUCAAUCAGCGUUAAACUCGAACCGGAGGACGAGGAAAUUCCAAAAGUUAGCAUUAAGGAGGAACCUGAGGAGCAGUCCUACAAUAAUGGUACUAACUGGACAACCAUACCCACUCCGCUCAGGAGCAAGCUGCGCUUGCCUGCUUUAAGCUCCAACAAAUUCCAGACGGAUUUAAAAAGUGUGAAUUGGAAUGAUCGGCCAACUUCAAAUGUUACGCCCUUAAACGAGACAAAUUCUCUCUCAGUGAUGGCUGACAACAGAAGGGUUCUGCAGAAUCCUAGUCAAGACACGGUGGCACUAAGAAAGACGCCCAUCGCAGCAAAUAUACUGAAAGUAUUGCCCAGCAACUGCAUGGUCAUUAAGUUGCCGGUAAACACAAAAAUCUUCAAGAUGCCAGAUCCAGCUUCGGCUGCCUUUAAGCUUUCAGCCCAAGCUCCAGCUGCCUUAAAGGAAUCCCUUACAAUUGGUGUAAGUGGGGUGGAAAAGUCAACCAGUGCCCUUAAGAUUCCGCAGGCCAUAAGUAUAACCAAAGUUAGUUCGAUGGAUGCAUCCAUUCCCACUCCUGUUUCUGUGCUGCCGGCACAGACCCACAAUCGGUCCUGCUUCCUCAGUGACGCGUUCAACAAAUCGGAAAGCAGGCCCGAAUCUAUGAAGAUCAUUUCAGAAAUUCGCAAUAAAAUUCGUUCUAUAGAAAAGACGUUGCCUCUGCCGGGAACAGUGCUGCAAACUUCCAAGAUCAAGGAGGCUGCCCCAGUGCCACCUCCAUCGAUUGCUUCCGUGGAGGCACCAAAGCCCGUUGAACUGAUUAUCAGUCCAAUGUCUUUAAUUGUGGCGAAGGAGCUGCAGGCCAAGCAUCCACUUUAUCGUUUUAUGUGGACUUGUCCGCAAUGCAAGCGAUCUUUUGAGAAGCUCUGUGCACUUCGUACUCACUGCACUACAAAGCAUGAUUUAAGCCAGGAAAAGUUCAACAGUCUGAAACUGAUCUUAAUGCCAUACAAAAUACUCUCACAGGAUUCAUUGGAAACGCUUGUAGAAUCUAAGCUAGAAAUACCAGAACAUGCUCCAGUCCUUGAAAAUGUUGAUAAAUUGCCAUUUCUGCCAAAUGGUAUUGCUCCCCUUACAGAUCAGGCAUCCGCACUUUUAAAUAUUUGUGAUGAUUUAUUAGCUCCAAAGAAAACCAAUGAUAAAUCAACUGGCUCAAGGAAGAAGAAUCAAUCGAAAGGCACAGAGUACCAGUGCACAGAGUGCUCCAAAGUAUUUACCACUUUUGGAGCCCUACGCAUCCACAAGUCAAUUCACACGGGGGAGUUGCCGCAUAAGUGCAACUAUUGUGAUAAGCGCUUUCGAACUCCUGGGCAGGUGCGAGUGCACCACCGUCGUCACACCGGCGAGAAACCCUUUAAAUGCAAGGUCUGUUCAUUGGAUUUUACUCACCGGGAAACUCUAAUUUCUCAUCUGUCGCGUCAUAUUGGGAUGAAGCGUUAUAAAUGCUAUGGAUGCGAUAAAUACUUUGUAGUUGUCAGCGGAUUACGUGCCCAUCGACGCCUCCGGCCGGACACCUGCGGCCAGGUCAAAUUUACAGCGCGAGCCCACGGCCCCCGGGUAAGGGUCAUCAGGGGGGAGGUGGUUUUCGAACAUCACCCAGAACACAAUGGCUACCUACGCAGUGAGGAUCCGCUCAACAUUUUGUCACAGCGCAAUCAGACGGACUCAUCCCCAGCAGAAGUUGCUAGCGUCUAAACAAAUUGUUAUGCUUGAUUUAUUGACCAUUAUUAUCAUUACUUUAUUAAUUGUUUAAUCAUUAGAAUGGCCCAACAAUGA
This is a messenger RNA of Drosophila gunungcola (fruit fly), 2630 nucleotides long. RefSeq lists its product as uncharacterized. The coding region runs from base 66 to 2549 and encodes 827 amino acids. The record is from RefSeq and is a predicted model, not a curated record. The transcript is spliced from 7 exons. Gene Ontology annotation, biological process: regulation of transcription by RNA polymerase II. NCBI's taxonomy places the organism in Eukaryota, Metazoa, Arthropoda, Insecta, Diptera, Drosophilidae. Gene Ontology annotation, molecular function: DNA-binding transcription factor activity; RNA polymerase II cis-regulatory region sequence-specific DNA binding.